CCGCGCCCGCCCGCCAGCCCGUCCGCCCGCGGCGGGGCCGGCCCUUCUCCCGCCCACCGGCCCCGCGCUCGCCGCCCGGCUGCCCGCCGCUCGCCGCCCGCCGCCCCGGCCCGCCGCGCGCGCUCCAUGGCUGCUCAGGAGUGGGACUGGUUCCAGCGCGAGGAGCUCAUCGGCCAGAUCAGCGACAUCCGUGUGCAGAACCUGCAAGUCGAGAGGGAAAAUGUGCAGAAGAGGACUUUCACACGAUGGAUAAACCUACACCUCGAAAAGUGCGACCCACCUCUAGAAGUUACAGACCUGUUUGUUGAUAUCCAAGACGGCAAAAUCCUAAUGGCUUUGUUAGAAGUCCUCUCUGGGCGAAAUCUGCUGCAUGAAUAUAAAUCCUCAUCACAUCGUAUUUUUCGGUUGAACAACAUAGCAAAAGCACUUAAGUUCCUGGAAGAUAGCAAUGUCAAGCUGGUUAGCAUUGAUGCAGCAGAAAUAGCGGAUGGCAACCCCUCGCUGGUUCUCGGGCUGAUAUGGAACAUCAUUCUCUUCUUCCAGAUAAAAGAGCUCACGGGCAACCUCAGCAGGAGUUCUCCAUCUUCCAGCUUGUCACCUGGCUCGGGGGGCACAGACUCCGACUCCUCCUACCCACCCACCCCCACCACAGAGAGGAGUGUGGCGGUAGCAGUGAAAGACCAGAGAAAGGCCAUCAAGACCCUGCUGGCGUGGGUGCAGAGGAAAACAAGGAAGUAUGGCGUGGCGGUCCAAGACUUUGCGGGCAGCUGGAGGAGUGGGCUGGCUUUCCUGGCUGUCAUCAAAGCUAUUGACCCCAGCCUGGUGGACAUGAAGCAGGCUCUGGAGGACUCCACCCGGGAAAAUCUAGAGAAGGCCUUCAGCAUUGCACAUGAUGUUCUUCACAUCCCCAGGCUCCUGGAGCCGGAAGAUAUCAUGGUUGACAUGCCGGAUGAGCAGUCCAUUGUGACUUAUGUGGCACAAUUUCUAGAACGCUUUCCGGAGUUGGACCCUGAAGAUUUUGUGAAUCCAGACAAAGAAGCUCCCAUCGAGUCCACCUUUGUCCGAAUCAAAGAAAGCCCUUCUGAACAGGAAAGCCGAGUCCUUCUCCUCAGCGAGAAUGGAGAGCGGGCCUACACUGUCAACCAUGAAACCAGCCACCCGCCACCUGCCAAGGUCUUUGUCUGUGACCAGGCUGAGAGUGCCAAGGGCUUCAGUCUGGCUGGUACGUUGGACAGCUCCACAGAGUUUAUAUACCAGAUUAUCGACCAGGUCCUCCCAGGGAGCCCAGGAAAGGCUGGAUCUACCAACGAGCCAGCUCCAGAAUCUUCCAUUUUAUCAACCAGAAAGGAUGGCCGGAGGUCCAACUCUUUGCCAACCAAGAAAACUGUCCACUUUGAGGCUGACUUGCACAAGGAUGCCUCAUGUAGCAAGGACCCUUUCUACAGCUCAGACUUCCGCUUUGAGGGGAGCCCAAAGGCGGCAAAGGACCUGUCAAAGCAGGAUGGCCACGUCUUAUUGGUUGAGGUUGCCAAGGAAAAGAAGCCAGAACAGGAAGCCAGGCCAGUGCUGGAAGCUGCCUCAGACAAGGUCCCUGGAGACGUUAGUGUGGAUGGUAUGUCCCAUGAUGCUCAGUCUCCCCAGGACUCCUCAUUCUAUAAUGGCACUGUAGAGAGUCCAAUCAGCCAAGGUGAGAAAAGCCCCUCUCCCCCGUGCCCUGGAGAUCACACUAUCCUGGCCAACUCCACUGAGCUCAGGAUCCAGCUGCAGACUGCCGAGCCUAUGGACAAAGAUGACUAUUUUGAAGCCAUCCCGCUAAAGGCUUCGAAGUUUAACAGAGACCUAGCAGAUUUUGCCUCCACCAGCCAGGUUUUUGAUAAGGCUCCACCACCCCAUGAGAAGACAUCUGGGGAAGAAGAGGGUUCCGAGAAUCACACUGAGAAACUGGGGAAAAGGAAAUCAAAGUCUCCCCACACAGAGACAGAGUCCACUGACUCCGAAGUGGAACCCCAUGAACUCAAGCCUCCUCCCAAGGGCCCCGAACAGGAAGAUUGUGGCCAUCCUUUGCCUCCAGAAGAAACGCCUGCAGAUAAAAAGCCCGAAGUGUAUGAAAAGGCCAAGAGAAAGUCCACCCGGCACCGCAGCGAGGAAGAAGGAGAAACAGAAGGAGCCGUCUCCGGGGUUGGCGGAGAAAUGGUGUCCAACCCUCCGAGUACCAGUGUCAGCCUGGAGACCCUCAGGAGUCACAGUGAAGAGGGCUUGGAUUUCAAACCUUCCCCACCGCUCUCCAAGAUCUCCGUCAUCCCCCACGACCUGUUUUACUACCCACACUAUGAGGUGCCCCUGGCCGCAGUGCUGGAGGCUUACGCGGAAGGUGGGGAGGAUUUAAAAAGUGAAGACGUAGAGCUGGAGGGGCAGGAAGAGAGCUAUAUGCAAGACUCCAGGGACGAGGAUGAGGAGGCCCACAGCUCCCAAAGCAGCUGCAGCUUCUCCUUGCCUGUUGACAACAGCCACCCCAGCGUCAGUGACCAGGCGUCCCAUGUCGACGGGAACUCUGAGGGGCCCACCUCAGCCUCAGGACCCGUUUCUCUGCCCUCCCAAAAGGACCAGCAACCAAGGGAAACCAAAGAGGAUGGUCCUGGGGAGAGCCAGCAGUCCCAAGAACCCUCAAACCCGGAACUCCCCACAAAGCCGUUAGAAGAAAAGUUAAUGGAGACCUCAACCAGCAGUAAAAAGAAAGAAAAAAGGAAACAUGUGGACCAAGUAGAAAGCUCAUUAUUUAUAGCCCCUGGGACUGUCCGCUCCUCAGAUGACCUUGAAGAAAACUCCUGUGAACACAGGGUCCCUUCCAGGAAUAGUCACAGUGACUCCAGCAUUUACAUUCGGCGACAUGCUAAUAGGUCUUUGGAAUUGGACCACUUUAGCUAUGUUCAGUUGAGGAACGCAGCCGAUCUGGAUGACAGGAGAAACAGAGUGCUAAACAGGUACAAUUCUCAGAAGCUCACUGAGCUGAUUUUACAGUUUUACGGCAUCAGAGCAGACAUGAAGCGGGAAUACAAACAUGCCAGGCUGUCUAUGACUGGCACCAACCCCUCUGGAGAAGCUGUGGCCCUGGGGAGCCAGAGUCCACCCAACGACUCCUUGACACAGUUUGUACAACAGCCCGAUGUGAUCUAUUUCAUUCUCUUCCUCUGGCUCCUGGUUUACUGCUUGCUACUCUUCCCCCAGCUUGAUGUCAGUCGGCUCUGAAACGUGUCUGGAGAAUAAAAAGUCAGGACCCUGGCCAGGGUGGAGUCUUCCUACCGCAUCUUACUGUCUGUUCAGGGUGGAGCCACUUCUAAGAGAUGGAAGACCUCGGAGGGAACGCAGGCCCCACCUCCUGCCGCUGUCUGGUUCAGUCUUUGCUCGAGUUUCCCCUUGAUUCUCUAAGACCCUCAAGCGUGCUUUCCUCCCUCACUGUGUGCUCCAAGCUCAGGUUUGAGGCUGGAUCUGUGGACAGGAUAUCUCCUUAUGUGCCUUGUUUGGUCAGAUGCAAGUCUUUCCUAAUGUGUACCCCAAACCUGGGUCUUAGCAUGUGCACAUGCAGGUUUCUAAGGUCCUGGAGGAGCUUGGGUUACUUACUUUUACCUCAGGGGAGGGUCUGUCUGAUUUCGAGAAGGAACGGAAUCCAUAGUAGGAAGAAAGGAGCCCAAUUUUCCUCCAAGUGUUUGAGUGAAGAUCCUACGACUCCCACGAACCUAUUCCAGUCUGAGGAUCCAUUGCGUUGACUGGGGGGAGUUCAAUAGCUCGUACCUGCCAUCUCCCCAGGAAUUACACCUGGGCGUUAGCAGACUCCAAAGAAGUCACUGGUAUUUUGCCUUGUUGUUCUCUGAGGGUUGCAUUUUUUUAAAUUCACUUUUGCAUUGAUUGGUUUGAGGUAAAGCUGUAGUUUGCAAGCCUUCCUUGCCAGCAGGACCUCCUACCAGAAGAAAGCAGAGAAGGGGCCAGAUUAGAACUGCAUCAGAAGCAAGGCUCCCGCUUACUGGGAUAGCCUGAGACUGACUCCCACUCUGUAUGGAACCUGAAGUCUCUGUGAGGCAGCAUGAGGAGCACCCCUCAUGGGGGUGGGAGAUGGAGGGGAGGAGAUCGCUGGAAGUGCCCGGGCCAGAAUAAGCUCCCACAAACGGCAGAACUGGGAGCGUUUCUGCAGAUUUCAGGAUGCCCACCUUGGCACCAGCAUCCUUCUCAGCAACCAUAACAGUUCUUCCAAGGCUUUCUGCAAAGUACCAAGGUGUAGGCUGGGGCAGACAGCUUGCAAAAGGAGGAAGGUUUCUUUCCUCACCCUCUUGUCAUCCUCAGCUCCCACCGUAGCAUUCUCUGUGUUCUUCUCUGCAAAGACUCAGGUCUGAGAAAGACUCUAGGCUUCUCCUCCCCUUCCCAUCCCUCUUAAGAAGUAUCUCCUAGGCGGCCUUUAUAAAACCAUAAACUGUUAGUCUCAGGAGGGGGCCUCAGGGAGCAUCUUGUUUCACUGAACUUAGAGAGGCAGAGCAGGCUGGCCAACGUCACACAGCCCACUUGAAAUAGACUGGCCAUGAGCACCCAGGCCACCUAACCCCAAGUCCAGAACUGUUGUUUUUGUAGAAAACUUCCAGCCAGGUACACAAGUAUCCUGAAAAAGCUAAGUAAAAUGUCCUCACUCUAACAAAGCCAUCACUUUUAGACCUUUUAUUAGUCUUUAAUCUUAUCCUUAGCUCCUUCUAGAAUGUUCUUGACAUCUGUAAAAGCUUAUGUAUUGGUGACUUCUCUUGUGACAAAAUAACUGACAAAAACAACCUAAGAAAUGAGGGGGGAAGGAGGUGAGCUGAGGAUCAGAGUUCCAGGGUACCAUCUGUGAUAAACGGGGUGUGGGGGUCAUAGCAGCAGGAGCGUGAGGCAGCCGGUCACACUGUGUCCACCAUCAGGAAGCAAAGAGAGACGAACGCUGGUGCUCAGCCCACUGUCUCCCUUCUGUUCAGGUUGGGACCCCCAGCCCACAGAAGGGCACUGCCCAUAUUCAAAGUGGGCCUUGCCUCUUUCUGGAAAAACCCUCAGAGACACAUGCAGAGAUGUGUUUCCAUGCCAAUACUGAACACAGUCAAACCGACGAUGGAGAGGGAACAUCACAUCUUGCAUUUGACAUACGAGCAUUGUUCUUGGUCCAGGUGUCAUUCUCCUUAAGCAAGCCAAGGACUUGCUUAUAUUUAAACACAAUUCAGACUGUUUACAUAGCACAUUGAGUCAGGACAGCCAAAACCCUGGCUUCCCAACCAUUUUGAUUGGUGUCUGCCUCCCCUCCCAAAAAGAAUUGAGGCUUUUCUAAGGGGAAAGCUUUUGGGAGCUUGGGACAAUUCCAGAUUGAAGUCCCAAAGCUCCAUAGAAAGUGAACUGCUUAAUGAGCUCCCUGGUUCCAUUGGCAGUUCAAAAGUACAGAUGAUAAAGGUCAUAUGUGUGAUGUUUUAUGACCUAGCGCAUUGCACAGUCCUUGCCCAGAUGAGGUACCAAAGAAGAGCUGACCCAGAUGUGAAUCGUUUAUUUUAUGGGUCUAGACCUUGGUCAGAAGUCUCCACACACUGUUUCUCGCCUCCUAUAGCUUAUAACAGCCUUUAAAAUUUCUGCAGGCAAGAUGCCCAAGAGUCAUUCAGUUCAGGCUGGCAGGAAGUUGACUAUUUUAAAGAGGAAAAAAAAAAAGAAAGAAACAAAACAAAACCUAAUCUCAUAUGAGUGUGGGGGAAGAGACUGGAAAUGAAAGCUGAUGGGCAAGCCAUCCAAUCACUUGACAUCUUAAUUUUUUUUUAUUAUUAUUAUUUUUAAAGUGUGUGUGUGUGUGUGUGUGUGUGUUUCUUAUGUCCUUACCAUGUGACUGGGCAUAGAUCUGCAGGUGGAAAAAUAGUGCCCUUUGCUGCUGCUUUCCAAUGACAUUCUUAAGAUUUCUGAUGCCAUUCCCAUCCCCAUGCCUUUCUGCAUGAUGCAGACGCUCCCCAUCCCAGGAGACAUGCCCAGUCUUUUUCUCUUGGUGGCCUGACUUGAGUGUGUUGUAUCUUUGCUGUAGCACCUGUGCUGAGUCCUCAUGGAAAAUUUCUUAAAUUCUCUUGCAAUACUUUUUUCUUUUUCUUUCUGGAUCCCUGGUUAUCCCAGUGUUGGACCUCCCUGGCUCAUCCCCUCAUAUUUUUAUCUCUUAAGUCUCCCACUUCUGUUUUUACCUGCUUUCAGGGGGAUUUAUUCCAUCUUCUCUUCUCAACAUGAACGUUUUCUUUUGAAAUUCCUUCUUGUUCUCUGGGGUUUGUUGCAUAGCAUCCUGUCUUGGUUCAGGAGUGUCGGGUUUGGGUGGUUUUUGUUUUUGUUUUCUUUUGUUUUGUUUUUCGGCUGAUGUGUUAGAGUGUUGCCUGCUCUCAGAAUCGCCUUUGUUUCUUCUCUAUCCCAUUUCUCUUGGUUGGGCUGAGUUUCUGCCUUCCACAUUCUGAAUAGAUCUCCACGUCUAUUCACGUUUCAGGGUGAUGUGUCCAGGAGCUGGCAGGAAGCUCUGACAACCAUCUGGGGAGAUCCUUCUCUAGUGCCACCCAGUGGCACCCCCGGGAGCCUGCCAUAUCAGCAGUUGCAUGUUUCUUCUGGGGCUUAACUAGCGCUUUCUUACAGGUCUUCCCACCACUCCCCUGCUGGAAAAGAGGGACACACACGGCAAGGCUGCUGCUAGCCCCUGCAGUGCACUUGUGCACUCUUAGCGAUGGUGUCCCCUCUGGGCAGAGGCCACCAACCACACCCGUUUGGUUUAAUUGGCGGAGGACAGCUGUUUUCUCUUUCCCUGAGCAGAUACAGCCCUCAGCUAGGACAGAACAAAGGCUCUGGGUUUUAACUCCCACAUGCUCCCUUGGUCAGGAGCACAAACCAGAGGAUGAGACCCAGAAACCUCUGGGUACUGUGUUCUGGCCCUGAAGUACACAGUCUCAGGAAUUACUAUGUAACCUCCAGAACUUGCUCUUGUCUUGCUUAGUCUGUCCCUGGGUUGCAGUUUUCUUGUUCUCUGUGGGGGCAGGGGGCCCACAAAUCAGCACUGUACCUUACCCUACCUUCACCAUUCCACACCAGAAGCCCAUUUUAGGUGCCACAGUGGGUGGUUCCUCAGUGUUGCACCCUGCAGGCCCACGGCAUGAGGACCCUGCCUGGCCUCUUUCUCUGUUGGGUUCCCCUUCAGCUUUGUUUGGGUGGUGUCUGGCCUUUGACCUGUCCUUUCCUGCCCAUGACUGUGGAACUUCCUCUCCUUUGCAUUUAUUCCAACAGAUGUCAAACGUAAGUAAGCACCUAUGUUGUAUACUCCAUCCUUUGCUUACUUUUGCUGCUUUUUGUGUUUGUUCUUUGAGACAUGGUCUUACUAAAUAGUACAGGCUGGCCUUGAACUUUUGAUCCUCCUGCUCCAUUCUCCCAAGUGCUAGGUCACAGGCAUACACCACCAUGCUUGGCUUCUGUGUGGCAUCUUGAUCCAUAAAUGCCUCUGUGUUUUCUUGCUGGUUGAGUUAGGUGGCUCGCUACCCUGCUGACUUCAUUAUCAGCUUGUCUUGGAUGAAUCUUCUGAAGCCAUGAGAUGUCAAGGGUGGGAGAGCAUCAGGCAGCACAAGGAAGCUCUGUUUGCAGGUCAUGGCUCAGAGUGGUCCUUUUUCUCCUAUAUUUCCAGUUUUACCACCUGCUCCCACAGAAAACUUAAAUCUCCGAAAUCCUUACAAGACACAAGUCUAUGAGGUUACAUGGUUUCUAGCCCCACUGUGCCUGGCACCCAGCUCCCCACUGCCAGGAGAAUGUCCACACUGACAUUUGCCAGACAGCAGAUAAGGUUCUUCACCAGUUGGUGUCUGGAGUGUGGGGAGGAUUUUCCCCUAAAAGUGUGUGACUUUCCCUAGCUGUCGGUGACAGAGCCUGGGGGCUGCUGGACAGGUAUGACCUUGGAGGAGAAAUAUGCUCCAACACUCUAUAUCCAGGCCAGUGUUUCUCCACUGCUGGGCUCAGCCUAGAUCUAGCAGCGUUCACCUGCACUGUAAGCAGUGGCAUCAAGAGGGCAAGGCUUCUCCAAAUCAUAGUCUGGUGGCCUUGGGGGUCAUGUGAAGGUCUAAUACCUUCUUUAGAGAUGAAACUGAGGCAGAGGAUCAAAAGUGACUCUCCAGCUACAAUACCAGCACAGGCAAUUCAGUAAGGCAUUAUCUCAAAACAAACAAACAAACAAACAAACAGAAACAAAGAAAGCAAAAAUGAGGAAAGAUAGACUCAUCACCUUUGUAGCUAGUGACUUUGGUGUGGACAUUCCUUGCCACUGAAGGUUUAUAUGAAACUCCAGCCACCCUUAGUGAGGCCUCGGAACACCCCUGGAGCGCAUCUCACCAGUCAGCCAAUGAAUAGUGAGGACCCCUUGGAAGAACAUAAUGAGCCUGGCUUCCAUGGUGAGAGCUGUCUCUUUCUGUGGAUGUCACUUGCUUGAUGAAGUCAACUCCUUCCUUGUGAGUUCAUCUCUUCCUCAAACUGCAGAGGGCUGAGUGAAGUCUGAGGCCUAGCCUCCCUCUCCCUCUUGCUUGGAGACACUGUCCUUAGGAGUCUUCACUCAUUUUUCUGUCUGGACUCAGGAUGAGGCAAGUACAGUAUCCAGGAUCUGAGUAGCAGCCAAGUCUUCUAGCUUGGCCAUCAUCUAUGGUCCUGAUGAGGCAGCUGUUCUCAUGCGCCUUCCAGGACCUAGGCCGAGUGGCUGCAGAUUGUUAGUGCUAGGUUUGUUUUGUGUUUUGUUUUGUUUUUUUCUCAUUGGCCGAAAAUUGCUAUGGAGGUUUCCACCCAUUAGCCAACGUGAGACAGCCCAGAGUGACACAGAAAAGCCAUGCCUACACUGUGCCUCAUUCCCUGGAUUUACUGGACUAUGGCUUCUGCCAGCUUCUCUCUAGUCCCAGAUACCUUAUCGCCAGCUGCCCAGUCUUAAAUCUAGCAGCUUUUACAAGAGGAAGUGUUAAGCCAUUGUAUACUUGUAAACUCAGUUGGCCCUGCCAACAGUCCAGGGAAGUAUUUUCUUCAGGGAGGAUCAAAAGCACUGGAAAGAAUGAACAGGUGGCCACAGCUUAGAGCCAACAAGCUCCGACUUCUGUGAUGAACUUCACUGCUUAGAAAAACAGUGAUAACCUGCGGAGACUCUGGUUCUGAGGUAGCAGUCUAUUUGGGAGUUGUGGAUGGGUUUCUGAGUCAGCCCUUCCUUAUGAGUAUACCCUCUCUCUACCCCACCAAGUUUUGGUACAACUUGGCCCAACCUGUGUCAUAAGCUCUUAAAUCCCUCAGGAGCGCGUGAAAUCCACGGUUAACCUACAAACGCAAAUUUACAACAACAGCAACAAAAUGUUGGCCUCCAGCUUUGUAGCAGUAAAAUCUCAUCAUCCAAAAACAAACACACAGCCUCGCAGUCACUUCGGUCAACACCAUGUCCUGCCCCAAACUGCUCCCCCUCUCCCUCCAACACAUGUUUCUCAGAGAAAGAAUUCAGGUAUUCUUUCUCCUCUAAACAUAAACCUAGAGAAAGAAGCAUUUAGUGAAAAAUAAGGAUUGAAAGCCAGCCAUGGUGGUGCACACCUAUAAUCCUAGCACUGAGGAGUCUGGGGCAGGAAGGUUGCCAGCCUGGACCGGGGAGUAAAAUGCUAUCUCAACAAAACAAAACAAGACAAAUCAAAACAAUUGCCCCCCCACAAAAAAAAACCCACAAAAUAAGCUUUAAAAAGAUUUCUUUUAUGUGUGUGAAUGUUUUGCCUGAAUGUAUAUAUUUUUACUCUGUGUAUAGUGCCCUAGGAGUCCAGAAUGGGGUGUUGGAAACCCUGGAACUGGAGUUACAAAAAGUUUUGAGCCAAACCCAGGUUGUCUGUGAGAGCAGCCAGUGCUCUUAAAUCACUGGGCCAUUUCGAGAACCCUGCAAAUAAAUUUUUUAAAGUGUCAAAACAAGGGCAGAAGGCUGUGAAUUCCUUGGAUGCAGUCAUAAUCAACCUAUUACAUGGGACUCCUUUUUCUUUAAGUUUAAAAAUCAUGAACUUUGCAUUGUUAUUUACAAAAAAAGAAAAAGUAAUAGAAAAAUCUCACUUGUUUCAGCAAAUGCUUUUUUUCCAGGACAUCAAAAGUCAGUAGGAACUAAGACUGCAAGGCUGUGAGCAAAGGACAACCAUAGAAUGCCUGUGUCCUUAAAUGCCCCGUGAGGAUUGAGACAUGUUUUAAAGGAAAUUUGGGAAGUUCCCAGGUCUACGGCAGCCUCUGGCCUGGGAAUCACUCCCUGGCUCAGCCAUGGGCACUUUACCUCUCUGGCUAGAAGGCUGAAGGACCAAAAACAAAAGCCCUUUGGGUUUUAAAGUUCCAGGCUCAGCAAGGCAUCUCUUUGUUUUCAUUUCAGUGUAUGGCCUGUUCACUCCAUAAAUGCACUUGUGUAAAUGAAUAGACUGCCAAACUUUAGCGCUUGGUUUAGUGUCCGAGAAAGGUGCCUUGGGGAGAAGUUUGGUCAGCCAUGGGUAGCCUUACUGUUACAAGGUUUGGAGUAGAACUUGGGGAGCUCUAAGUCUACACCCCAGACAGUUUCUGGGUGUGUGUGGGGGAUUCUUUGAAAUGCAAAAAUUCAGCUGCAAGGAUAAUUAGGUAUAGGCGACUGCCUGGAUCUUUCCAUCACUCCCAGCCUUUCCCUCUUACACUAGCAAAGAGAGCUGUGUAGAGCAUCCUUGGGGAGGGAACGGUAUAGAGGUAGGGUCUACAGUAAAGGGUGAACCUGCCUUCUGCCCUUGAAGUUGGACCUAAGAUGCUACUACCUGCAUUAUUUACUUUUGUGAUGAUAACACCAGCCAAAGAGAAACAGGAAAAUGGGCUCCCAAGCGUUGUUGGGACAGGUUGUUUAGCCUGGAGACAGGACUGUGUUCAGAGUAUAGCCCCUGAGUACUGAUCAGUGUUUCAUUUUUUUCAGAGCCUGAGCUAUAGUUAGUAGACUUAAUGCUUUUUCAGUGGCAUUUUGGGGGACCUCAUGGCUUGUGCCUGAAAGUUGCAGAACUGCUGGGGACAAAAGAAAAAUGUUAUUUUGUGGUACAAGGAUUAUUUUUGUCUAUUUAGUGUGCCUAGCUAUAGCUUUAUUAAAACAAAGGGAUCUUUGUAAAAAAAAAAAAUGCUGUACGAAUAUGCGCUCUUAUUUAUUGAUUAUUGUAAAUGAAGAUAUAAAUGGAUAUUUGCAUAAUUUAUACCUGUGGGAAAGUCCCUGGAGUAUUUGUUACUUGACUGUUUUCUAUCAUGGAACAUUGGGCCUGGUGCUAUGAUGAAUGACCUUGUAAAAUCACAUGUAUUCUUAAGAAAAAUUUUCAAUAUAAAUUUCUUGAAGUGA
Molecule: messenger RNA, 11368 nt
Organism: Meriones unguiculatus (Mongolian gerbil)
Lineage: Eukaryota; Metazoa; Chordata; Mammalia; Rodentia; Muridae
Gene: Clmn
Product: calmin
Exons: 14
Coding region: 127-3246 (1039 amino acids)
Biological process (GO): negative regulation of cell population proliferation; nuclear migration
Cellular component (GO): cytoplasm; meiotic nuclear membrane microtubule tethering complex; nuclear outer membrane
Molecular function (GO): actin filament binding
Source: RefSeq, a predicted model, not a curated record